AUGGGUGUAGUUCUCCCACAGCCACAAAAGCCUGUGAGAGGAUGGUUAUGGGAGAGGGCUGACAAAAGGGGGAGGAAAAUUAGGCUGGCCAGCAUUCUUCUCAUUUAAAGCUGUAACUACACAAAAAAGCACUCACGCAGUCUGGGCUGGGUCUGCUUGCUGCUUCCAAGGAGGGGUACUCUUGUAUUCAUGGUGGUGCAGUGAUAACCUGAGCAUUUUUUUUUUCUUUUCAUCCUUUUUCCCCUUGCUUUGCGCACAAGGAAGGCUCAUGUCUUUCUUAUAGACAUGAUGAGCUUUGUGCAUUUAAGGACUUUCCUUUUUCUGGUAGUCUCCGUAGCUCAGGUUUUGAUUGUUACAUGUCAAGACGGGAACAGUGGAGAUGACAUGAGCUGCACGGCGGACGGCCAGGUGUACGCCAACAGGGACAUCUGGAAGCCAGAGCCAUGCCGGAUCUGUGUUUGUGACAACGGUCAGGUCCUCUGCGAUGAAAUCCAGUGCGAUGAGCUGGCUAACUGUGAGAAGAUGGUCAUCCCUGAGGGCGAGUGCUGCCCUGUUUGUCAGACUGAUUCAUCCAGCAGCGGCGGGCAGGACACUUUCGGUGGGGGCAGGGUCUAUAAGGGUCCGAAGGGAGAACCCGGGGAUGUCCCACUUGUGACUGGUAUCAGAGGCCGCCCUGGACCUAUGGGACCUCCCGGCUCUCCAGGAGAAAGAGGACCUCGUGGAAACAAAGGAAGGCCUGGACUGCGGGGCUUGCCGGGUUAUGAUGGAGAGCCUGGUGUACCAGGUCAGCCUGGUGAACCAGGACCUCCAGGACAUCCAACGCACCCAGGAGGCCUGGGAUCCCAGAUGGCUGGGGUGUUGGAUGGAAAGACAGGACCUCAAGGCAUGUUAAGUGGCUCAAGGGGAGAGGCUGGAGCAAGAGGACCUCCUGGGCCAAAUGGCUCACCUGGUCAAGCUGGACCACAAGGACCUCCUGGAGAUGUCGGCGAUCCAGGGCAUAUGGGUCCACCUGGGCAAAGGGGACCCGAGGGUCCUCCGGGGAAACCAGGUGAAGAUGGAGAACCAGGCAAGCCAGGAAAUAGUGGAGAAGUUGGAUUCCCUGGAUCAGCAGGACCCAGAGGAUUUCCAGGUACACCCGGGCCUCCUGGACUGAAGGGUCACAGGGGUCAUGCUGGAAUACUUGGCCAAAAAGGUGAAACUGGAGCUGUUGGAUCCAAGGGUGCUACAGGGCCCCCUGGACCAAUGGGAGCACCUGGACCCAUGGGUCCUGCUGGGAUGACAGGGGAGAGGGGACGCUCUGGACCCAGCGGUAUACCAGGUAAGCGUGGGUCACCUGGUAACAUCGGAAAACCUGGUCCAAUGGGUCCCUUGGGUCUCAGUGGCCCACCUGGCUAUCCAGGAACCCCAGGAAUGAAGGGACAACCUGGUCCCACAGGAGUCCGGGGGCCAGAGGGCCCACAGGGACAGAGAGGAGAGACCGGUCACCUGGGCAGAGCUGGACCAGUUGGCCUCAGGGGACCCAUGGGUACAGACGGUGGCCCGGGUGCCAAAGGACCAGUGGGUAAUCUUGGUCCACAAGGUCCAGGCGGCCAUCUUGGACCUGCUGGACCACCAGGACCUCAGGGAAGCACUGGUCAGCCUGGUAUCAAAGGACAACUGGGAGAUGUUGGUGUACCAGGAUUUAAAGGAGAUGCUGGACCCAAAGGAGAACCUGGUCCGCCAGGCUCCCAGGGAGUGAUUGGACCUCAGGGUGAAGAAGGAAAGCGAGGACAACGUGGAGACCCCGGCUCUGUUGGCCCUCCCGGACCCGUCGGAGAGAGAGGGGCUCCUGGUAACAGAGGAUUCCCUGGUGCUGAUGGGUUGCCAGGACCUAAGGGUGCUCAAGGAGAUCGUGGAACAUCCGGUCCACCAGGGCCAAAAGGUUCUCUGGGAGACCCUGGGCGUACAGGAGAACCUGGUCUACCAGGUGCAAGGGGUCUUACUGGUACCCCUGGAGUCCAGGGAGCAGAGGGCAAGCCAGGACCAUUGGGUGCCCCAGGUGAAGAUGGUCGUCCAGGCCCUGCAGGGUCCAUUGGAAACAGAGGGCCCGCAGGGACCAUGGGAGUGCCAGGCCCCAAGGGCUUCAAUGGUGACCCAGGAAAGACAGGUGAACAAGGAUCUCCAGGAGUGGCGGGUCAAAGAGGUCCUCCUGGGAAAGAUGGAGAAGUUGGCCCUGCUGGCUCCCCUGGCCCACUUGGUGUCGCAGGAGACAGAGGAGAGCAGGGACCUCCAGGUGUAAAUGGAUUCCAGGGUUUACCUGGAAAUCAAGGUCCUCCUGGAGAACCUGGAAAACCUGGUGACCAAGGUAUUCCUGGAGAGCUUGGUGCUGUGGGCCAAAUUGGCCCAAGGGGAGAGCGUGGAAUUCCUGGAGAGAGAGGAGAGCUGGGUCCAAAUGGUCUGCAGGGACCUAAGGGUAUCCCUGGUGCACCUGGUCCAGAUGGGCCAAAGGGUAGCCCUGGUCCCACUGGUGCACUUGGUGACGUGGGUCCUCCAGGUCUUCAGGGAAUGCCAGGAGAGAGGGGCAUCUCUGGCCCUCCUGGGCCUAAAGGUGACAGAGGAGCAAUUGGUGAGAAAGGAUCAGAAGGUACAGCUGGAAAUGAUGGUGCAAGAGGAGCUCCAGGUCCUGUUGGCCCGCUAGGAUCUGCUGGACCCAGUGGUGAGAAGGGAGAACCUGGACCCAAAGGACCACAUGGACCCCCAGGAUCCAGAGGAAUGCCAGGAUCAAGAGGUGACCCUGGCCCAAUCGGUGCUGUUGGAUUUGCUGGACCUCCUGGUCCUGAUGGCCAACCCGGAGUCAAGGGAGAGCCUGGAGAACCAGGCCAGAAAGGAGAUGCUGGAUCACCAGGACCUCAAGGCUUGGCUGGUGCUCAUGGACCUCCUGGGCCAGUUGGUGUUGCUGGACUGAAAGGCGGAAGAGGAACACAGGGUGCACCAGGCCCCACUGGUUUCCCUGGAUCUGCAGGAAGAGUUGGCCCACCAGGCCCAACUGGUCCAGUUGGAGAACCUGGACCUCUUGGACCUCCUGGGAAAGAGGGUCCUGCUGGUCUUCGUGGAGACCAUGGACCCCCUGGAAGACAAGGAGAGCGAGGACCAGCAGGACCACCUGGCAGCCCAGGAGACAAAGGGGACUCUGGAGAAGAUGGACCCACGGGUCCUGAUGGUCCUCCAGGUCCAGCUGGAACUACAGGACAGAGAGGCAUUGUGGGCCUACCUGGUCAGAGAGGAGAGCGCGGGAUGCCAGGCCUUCCAGGACCUGGGGGUCCACCAGGAAAACAGGGAUCCACAGGAACACCUGGAGAUAAAGGCCCUCCAGGUCCAGUUGGUUCUCCUGGUGCCAACGGACCUCGUGGUGAUCCUGGUCCUGAUGGCCCUGCAGGAUCUGAUGGACCACCAGGCAAAGAUGGUGUUCUUGGACAAAGGGGAGACAGAGGAGAUGCUGGUCCAGAAGGUUUGGUUGGUCCUCAGGGACUUCCUGGCUCUCCAGGUCCUGUUGGUGCACCCGGUGAUGCUGGAAGGAGAGGAGAAGCUGGCUCAAGAGGACCUGUUGGUCCACCUGGCUCGGCUGGAAAGAGAGGAUUAGUGGGACCCCAAGGACCAAGAGGAGAUAAGGGUGACCUUGGUGAUCAUGGAGAGAGAGGGCAGAAGGGACAUCGAGGCUUCACUGGUUUGCAGGGUCUUCCUGGACCUCCAGGUACAACUGGUGAGCAGGGAGCUCCGGGAAUCGUUGGACCAAGUGGGGCGAGGGGGCCUCCUGGACCUAUUGGGCCUCCUGGAAAGGAAGGAUACAUUGGACAGCCAGGACCGAUGGGACCUCCUGGAACUCGUGGAGUCAGUGGAGAAAUUGGACCAGAGGGUCCUCCAGGAGAGCCUGGACCCGCAGGCCCCCCUGGUCCUCCGGGACCUCCCAUGGCUGCUAUGGAUGACCUCUUUGGCGGCCCUCAGGAUUACGACGACGGCCCUCCCCCUCCUCCUGAGUUCAGCGAGGACGAGGCUGUGCCCAACAGCAACUCCUCCACUAUAGUGCCCGUGGACCCCGGUGUUCAGGCCACCCUGAAGGCCCUCAGCAGCCAGAUCAACAGCAUGAAGAGCCCUGACGGCAGCAGGAAACAUCCUGCCAGGACCUGUGACGACCUGAAGAGAUGCUACCCCAUGAAGAAGAGUGGUGAGUACUGGGUGGAUCCAAACCAAGGCAGUGUGGAGGACGCCAUCAAAGUGCACUGCAACAUGGACACCGGAGAGACCUGCAUCUCUGCCAACCCGACCAGCAUACCUCGUAAAGUGUGGUGGAGCUCUUCCAGGAACAAACCUGUGUGGUUCGGAGCUGACAUCAACAGUGGAACACAUUUCGCUUAUGGCAACAAAGAUCAGUCGGCAAACUCCGUCACAGUUCAGAUGACUUUCAUCCGCCUGCUCUCCAAAGAGGCAUCCCAGACCAUCACCUACCACUGCAAGAACUCUGUGGGCUAUAAGGACGAGAAGACGGGCAACUAUAAGAAAGCUGUAAUCCUCAAGGGCUCCAACGAUCUGGAGCUCAAAGCAGAGGGAAACAACCGGUUCAGAUACACAGUGGUGGAGGACUCCUGCUCACAAGCAAAUGGCAACUGGGGCAAGACAGUGUUUGAGUACAGGACACAGAAAACAGCAAGACUUCCUAUUGUGGAUAUUGCCCCUGUGGACAUUGGUGGCCCAAAUCAAGAGUUCGGUGUCGAUAUCGGGGCUGUGUGCUUCUUGUAAAAUCAUCAGCAGGGAUGCGUCGAGGAGAAUCCUGAGACUAUUGAACUGACAGCUGACGACGAUCAGCCGUGUUGUACAUACGAGUACUGAGGACUAUUCUGGCCCUGUGGCAAGAUAUUUAUUGUGCCUUUCAACCCAGUUCAAGACAUCGAAGAUUUGUAAGUUAGAAUGAAUGUUUGGAAUUUACUUAAAAUUGGUAAAAAUCAGAAUCAUUCCUCUGUCUUCUUGUACAUGUUUGACUUCAAGCUUCAAGAGGCUCGCUAUGGUGUAGUUUGUCCAAAGAUCUUACCCUUUAAUUUUAUUUCACAAAACAACAUUGCCAAAGAUGAAUGAAUAUGAAAGCUUUAAAAUGGUAACUAUAACUGCUGUUUAUAGGCCCAGAAAGAUCCAGCUGAAGUUACGUCAAAUGUUGUCCCUCCACUACUAUUUUUUACAGAUUUGUCUAAUAAUUUUUUGUUUUAAAUGUCUGAAUAUAAAACAACAUUGUGGUGCUAUUGAGGAAACAAAUACAGCCGAUGGUGCGUUCACCGGUGCAGGUAUUUUCUCAAGACAGUUUCGAUGAACCAAUGUCUGUAUCCAGUUAUUUUAAACUUUGUACCGACCAUGCAGAACAUUAAAGACACAUUAAGACUGUCGAUUCCUCAGUGUUAGCUACCUCGUCACCGAAACUGAGAAACAAUGACACUACAUGUAAAUUUUUUUUUACAGGUGCUGUUUGUAAGUAGUGUGAUCCUUGUGCACUUCUCCAGGCUGCGCGGUACAGGGCAGGGUUUGGGGAUACCAAUAAAGAUCUUUCUGUCAACGAUGGAGAGAUGAAUGGUGUGUUGCAUGAGUGGUGUGUGGUGAUUUGUAACAUUUUUUCCCCCUUCAAUUUCAAUAUCAUACAGUAAAAGGUAGCACAGAAUAUUCUAUUUUUAUGCAUGUCAGUUCCCCCUUUUCAGUUUCUUGGACUUAUAUGCUCUUGAAAUCCUUUUUAUAAUCAGUUUUAUAGAAUAAGGUGGCUGUGAGUGCCUGUUUGCUUUGUAUUUCUUGCUAUGCAACAAAUUAAAUGCUUGUUAAUCCCCCCAAGCUCUUGUCAUAUUAAUUCAGGUGUAGUUAGGUCCUUUACGCUUGUCAUUUUGCACACAAACUCAUUUUUAGACCUAUUUUGUAGUUUAAAAAAACAUUUAUGUAUUUAACAUUCACAGUUGUUUCAAAUGUAAGCUGUUUGUUUUAAAUUUUCAUGAAUGUGCCUUCAAGUAAUUCUAUUGUGACCAUUUGGUUCAUAUUUGAGUAUAUUUAUUAUAGAUUUGUAACAUUUGCAGGGCUUGACUGCCUGCUAACACCCCAAAGGCAGAGAGGAGGAGGAGGAGGAGGAAUGAGCUUUCCACACUGGAAGCAGAUGCGUUUCAUCCUUUGAAAAUAAAUAUUGAAAAUACUU
Messenger RNA from Siniperca chuatsi (mandarin fish), 6193 nucleotides. RefSeq names its product collagen, type V, alpha 2a (gene col5a2a). The transcript has 54 exons. Gene Ontology annotation, cellular component: collagen type V trimer. The record is from RefSeq and is a predicted model, not a curated record. Gene Ontology annotation, molecular function: extracellular matrix structural constituent; protein binding. The coding region runs from base 286 to 4773 and encodes 1495 amino acids. NCBI's taxonomy places the organism in Eukaryota, Metazoa, Chordata, Actinopteri, Centrarchiformes, Sinipercidae.